Saccoglossus kowalevskii is the source of this 777-nucleotide messenger RNA. RefSeq names its product putative protein BRICK1-B. Gene Ontology annotation, cellular component: SCAR complex. Gene Ontology annotation, biological process: regulation of actin polymerization or depolymerization; actin filament organization; cell motility. Gene Ontology annotation, molecular function: protein-containing complex binding. The record is from RefSeq and is a predicted model, not a curated record. Lineage: Eukaryota; Metazoa; Hemichordata; Enteropneusta; Harrimaniidae.
UCUUGUUACUGCAGGAAAGUCAACGACGAUACAAAAUGGCUCCAAUAGGAAGUAGAGAGUCGAGCGUUCAGCGACAAAUUCAGCAGGAUUGGGCUAACAGAGAAUACAUAGAAGUAAUAACGAGCAGUAUUAAGAAAAUAGCAGAUUUCCUGAAUUCUUUUGAUAUGUCAUGUCGAUCAAGACUGGCCACACUGAAUGAAAAAUUAACAUCUCUUGAAAGGCGGAUAGAAUUUAUUGAAGCCAGGGUGACAAAAGGCGAGACUCUAACGUAACUGAAGCCCUGCUGGAUAAUUUGAUCACUAGAUAUUACACAUGUAGUAAGCAGUCAAAGGAAGCAUGCAGACUGCAAACAAUUAUUACAGACUCCACUACACAGACUAUACAACAAAUGUUAUGCAAUUAUACAAUGCAUUCUCCCCAAACAAAAUAUUCAUUAUGAUGAUUUACUUACAAGUAUAAGGCCGAUGCAUUUCAACAUUGAAUAUUGUAUUGUAUUGUAUUGUAUUAAUGUUUUCAUUUAUGUAGUCAGCAAAUCCUUCUUGUGCACAGUUUUUGUGUGUGGACAUUGUUUAACAAUUUCUUUAACGCAUUUAUUAUAUAACAGAUAUUGGUAAUCUGUGGCUAUCCGUGGGAGAAGGAAGGGGUUCAUCAGUUGACGGGUUAAAUAUUAAGUUGAGAGUUUUUGAGAUCAAUAACACUGCAAUUGCUAACAAAAUUUCUGCCUCAGUUUUGUUCAUACAGACCAUUAUAUAAUUUGUUUUUCAACAUUUUCUUCCU